Acytostelium subglobosum LB1 is the source of this 1932-nucleotide messenger RNA. RefSeq lists its product as hypothetical. The record is from RefSeq and is a predicted model, not a curated record. Gene Ontology annotation, molecular function: phosphatidylinositol binding. The coding region runs from base 1 to 1932 and encodes 643 amino acids. NCBI's taxonomy places the organism in Eukaryota, Evosea, Eumycetozoa, Acytosteliales, Acytosteliaceae. The transcript has 3 exons.
AUGUAUUGCAACACUACAACUUCAACUACGACUACUUCCAACAACAACAACAACAACAACAUUGCUGAUCAGUUUGAUAUUAUAUCAUCAACUUCAACGACAACAACACAGGCAUCACAAUCACCAAAUAUAAUAUAUAGUGGACAGUUGGCACUUUGUGUCCUGUCCAAGGACUCCAAAGAGUCCAACCACAUCAACCAUGACCUCUUUGUAGAUAAGCGUGUAGUAUUAGUAUCACCAAACAUACUCUAUUAUUCAAAUAUCAAUAGCUUGGAAUGCAGGGACAAUUUGGUACUUUAUGGAAGUAGUGUGGAACCAUUCCAGACUGAUGGAGCGGAUGGCGAGAUAUUGGUAUUUGAUGUGAUUGAGAGCGCUACGUGUUUGUUACAGUCUGGCGCAGCGGCACCACGUGUGUUCAGGUUCAAAGCGUUGGACUUGACUGACUUUAAUGCAUGGCUCGACCUGCUGCGCCUCUACGCCCAACAACCUGAUCACUGUAAACAAACCUCCAAAUCUCUGCCGCCACUAAAGAGGGCAGCCAAUGAACAUCACCAUCGCAACUUUAAUCAAUCGGCACCAGCCGCUACGCAGGUGAUUUAUGCUGGCGAGUCGGUCGACACGCCCACCAUCACCCCGCGUCCGCCCCGCGACUGGGACGAGGACGAGGUAUACCUAAUCGAGAUGUUCCCGCAGCUUGAGGUGUCGGUGAUCUUGGACGCCAUUGAUUUCUGUGGCAAUGAUCGUGAUGAAGUCAUCGCACUUUUAGCGGCUGGCAUCCGUCUCUCAUUCCAAGGCGACCUCAACACAUUCUCACCAAUCGACCUUGGCCAUUCAUUACACAACUACCAACCUGUUGGCAACAACGGAGUUGGUGGUGGACGCACUCCCAACACUGAAUCCAAACUGUAUCAUUACCAACAAUAUCGCAACAAGAACAACAACAACAACACCUCGCGAGAGGUAUCCAAUAAUUCAUCAUUAUCAAACUGUACCAAUACCAACACAAACAACACCAACACAAAUACCAACAAUAACCUGGACAACAAUAGUACACCAACAUCAUUCUCCUAUUCGCCAAUGGCCGGUGGAUCAAUUGGAUACUAUGGUUCUUCCGACAACAAGUCAUUCCUAACAUUCCCAAGCGUCAAGGUUGAGUUUGGUCAACAACUGUUGCCAUCGCCACCAACCACCACCACAGCGCCACAUACAUCAUCCAACCUUCCCUCCUCCUCCUCUUCCUCCAACACCAACAACAGCGUCCCCACACUAUCACUGCCACCUGCAAGUCAGUCGCGACCAAUUCAAUGUAAUAUACCAAAGAGCAAGAUACACUUGUCCAUAAGAAAGCGAUCACCAUCCAAGCAACAUCAACACCAUCAUCAUCAACAUCAACAACAACAACAGACACAACAUCAGACACAGACAAUGGAUAACAUUGUCAACAACAUCCAAACAACUACAACUACAGCGUCUCCUCCUCCCACACAGCCGGCCCAAGUGCCUGCCUCAAUGGUCAUAUUUAGCAACAUCAAUGGGUGGCGACCAUCCACCAAGACUGGUCCCGCCUGGGAUCUAUCCAUAUCCAUAACAGGAUGUUGUAACUUACGUACCCAUACUGAAUACAAGAUACAGGUAAAGACAAGCUUUGCGGAAUGGACAGUGUUUAGACGAUACAAUAACUUCUUGCUGCUUGAUAAGAAGCUGCGUAGGGUAAGCAGUGUUGAUAGGAAGUUAUUGUUGGUGUUGCCAUCCAAGAAGUUGUUGUCAUUCUCCAACGAGGUCAUUAGGAGUAGACAGGUAUCACUACAAACAUACUUGACCACAUUGUUACAAUCACAUCCUGGUCUGUUCUACAGUGAAUCCAUUGUCAAUCUAUUCUUCAAUGGUGACUUUACCUCUGACAUGUUCACAGUUUCCGCUCAACAAUUAUAA